CCCAUACAAACCAAGCAGAAUGAGGACAAAAGCUUCUUUCACAAAAGACGCAAGAGAGGCAGUCAGAAAAGGGGAUGCUGUGAAUGGUGUUAAAGGAGUGCUGCCAUUCAUGAUGCUGCAAUAUAUAGACCCAAGUACAGUUUUUCCAGUUGACUGGAUGCACUGUGUUUUGCUGGGAGUCUGCAAGUCAUUGAUGUCUUUCUGGUUGAAUGCCAAGUACAAGCAAAAAGACUUUUUCAUUGGGGAUCGGAUGAGUUUGCUGAAUAAAAGACUGCUAAGCAUCGUUGUUCCUGACUUUGUGGCAAGAAAACCAAGAGGAAUGGAAGACCAUGCCCAUUGGAAAGCUUCUGAGUGCAGAGAGUGGCUGCUUCAUUUUUCUGUGCCAGUUUUACAUGGAAUUUUACCUCCGAUUCCAUAUGUCCACUAUCUUCUCCUUGUUACUGCUAUUACUUUUCUUACAAAGUAUGGUGUAACGCUUGCAGAAGUAGAUCAGGCGAUGAAACUCUUGGAGGAAUUUUUAAAACUAUAUCCAUUGAUUUAUGGAAGGGAAUCCCAGACAAUGAAUGUUCACUUAUUGAAACAUUUGGUCUUUUAUGUAAGACAGUUUGGACCAUUGUAUACAUUCUCUUGUUUUGGCUUCGAGUCGAUGAAUUGUUUCAUCAAGAACAUGGUACAUGGAACACGUCAUGUCAACAAUCAGAUCUGCUUUGCAGUUGGGAUGUCCAAACAACUUGCACCGUUGAUAACAAGAAUCAUUAAUGCAAGUGACAUGAUGAUUGGAGCACUUGCCAAGAGAUUGGGCAAAAAAUUUUUGAUGGAGAAUAAGUUGGAAUCCCAAGGUGACAAAAUUGAACCUUUAGGCUGCAGUACUAAUGUACAAGGGAACAACUGUCACUACAAUCUGCUAACAGAAGUAAUGAAGAGGUCAUCUCCAAAACUCUAUCUGAGAGUACAAAAAGGGGACACAGUUUACUAUUCAAAGGAAUAUAGAAGAGCGAAAACCUUUAAUGCCUACUCAGUUUGUUUUCUUAAAAAUGGAAACGAGAAGGGUUUCGGUAUCAUUUUGUGUUUCAUAAAGGUGAAUAAUGAGGUAUUUGCAGUUAUGGAUGUUUGUGAAACCAAACCUUUCACUUUGGAAGUCACUAUGUUAGACACUUUGUGUGAUGUAUCAGCUACCUUACAAAGUUUAACCGACAGAUUGUGUCCUCAUUUUGUCCACAUACUGUCACAGAAUCGGAAAAGGCUGGUCAAUGUGAAAUCUCUGUUGAUGAAAUGU
Mizuhopecten yessoensis (Yesso scallop) is the source of this 1276-nucleotide messenger RNA. RefSeq lists its product as uncharacterized. The annotation marks the transcript as partial. The transcript has 7 exons. The record is from RefSeq and is a predicted model, not a curated record. NCBI's taxonomy places the organism in Eukaryota, Metazoa, Mollusca, Bivalvia, Pectinida, Pectinidae.